This is a messenger RNA of Sabethes cyaneus, 2525 nucleotides long. Its product is annotated as choline-phosphate cytidylyltransferase B-like. The transcript has 6 exons. Gene Ontology annotation, molecular function: choline-phosphate cytidylyltransferase activity; phosphatidylcholine binding. Gene Ontology annotation, biological process: CDP-choline pathway. Bases 390 to 1874 code for a protein of 494 amino acids. The record is from RefSeq and is a predicted model, not a curated record. Lineage: Eukaryota; Metazoa; Arthropoda; Insecta; Diptera; Culicidae.
GCCUUUGGCUGCUGAAUAAAUACUCAUUGAGGCGACGCGACGGUUUAAAAUGUUUUAUAAACAUUACUUUUUAGAGCUGAAGGGACAUCAGCUUGGCCUUCUUCUUGAUCUGCUCUUUGGUAAUGCUCUUUUAGCGCAGGAUCAGCUACUCAAUACCAACAAUCUUGACAUUGACCGCCUUUUGACCUCUAGGACGUUUGUGUAAAGUUCAAAACAAUAAUGUCAUUUGAUUUGAUAACAUCGAUUGCUUUUAGCAGGUUUAGCAGGUUCAACCGUUUCGCCCGGUAUCAUCAAGAUAGUGCACAGUGAAAGUGACGUCCACAGCGAAGGCGUCAUUCGUAUCACCACCCAUAGAAGCAAAAAACAAAAAAGAAGCUACUGGCAUUAUAAUGUCCCGUAAACGACCUCGUGAUUCGUUGCCCUCCGCACGAAAUGGUUCCGGCGAAGAUUCCGUUGCACUUGAUGUCGCGCCGACCGGGGAACAGUUUUCGGUCAGCGUGCAGCGAUUGCAACGUACCGUACCAGUGAACGGAUCAGAUGCCCCGAACGCGAACGGCGUUGGUGGUGGUAGCACAGUGACAGACAAACGCUUCAGCAGCAUUAGCAUCGAGGAUGACGGUCUGGAGGUUGGCAGAGGCGAUAAUUUCUGGCCGCCCAAUCAGGACAGCGUGCGCAGUGCCCGGAUGAAUUUCGAUUCCCAACAAGCAACCUCGUCGAGACCGACUUCGAGACCGACUUCGUUAUCCAGCUUAUCCAGUCAGCUGGGAAGUGGAGUCGAGCACAGCCCACCAGUCACAAUUUGCAAACCGGCGCCGUUUUCGGACGAGCAGGAUGCGGUUACCGAGCGGGACCGGUGCGAUUACACCCAGAAAAUUACCUACCAAAUGGCCAGAUCCGGAACUGCAACGCGAAGAAUUCGUGUCUAUGCCGACGGUAUUUACGAUCUGUUUCACCAGGGUCACGCCCGGCAGCUGAUGCAGGCCAAGAACGUAUUUCCCAACGUCUAUCUGAUCGUUGGUGUGUGCAACGAUGAGUUAACCCACAACCGGAAGGGACGUACCGUCAUGGAUGACGAAGAGCGGUACGAAGCGGUGCGGCACUGUCGCUACGUCGAUGAGAUCGUCCGAGACGCACCCUGGGAGCUGGAUGAUGACUUUCUCGCGAAGCACAAGAUUGACUUCGUGGCGCACGAUGAGAUUCCGUACAGUUCGGACGAUUGCAACGAUAUUUACGCCAAUAUCAAAGCGCGCGGCAUGUUCGUGGCGACCGAGCGCACCGAGGGCGUAAGCACGUCGGACAUCGUGGCCCGCAUCGUGAAGGACUACGACAUUUACGUCCGAAGGAAUCUCGCUCGCGGGUACACAGCCAAAGAAUUGAACGUGUCCUUCCUGUCGGAGAAGAAGUUCCGGUUCCAGAACAAGAUGGACGAGCUGAAGGAUAAGAUGAAGAAGGGCAAGGGCGACAUCCUCAGCAAGUGGGAGGAGAAAUCUUCGGACUUCAUUCGUACGUUCCUGCUGAUGUUCGGCAAAGACAGCAGAAUCUCAAACUUUUGGUCAGAUUCGAAACAGAGGCUAAGGUCGGCCCUAAGUCAACCGGGAAGUCCGGGCAGUGGCAGCAAUAGCAGUUUGCACGAGUACGAUGGCGAAGAGGACGUGGAAAGUCCGGCCGAUUCAGCGUUGGAUUCCCCGCCGAUGAAGCGCUCAAAUUUACUCCGAUCGCGAAAUCAACUGUCGGAAACCGACGAUGAUACAAACUACGAACUCGAUGGUGACGAGGACGAGGAUGAGGAGGAGUUUGUCGAUUCGCGUUCGCAGCCCAAUUCCAGCUACAAUCUGACCGCAAUGGUUAACGGUCACAAUGGACAGCAUCAUUAGAAUGCGCAGGAUCCGCAUCUUUUUUGUCGGUUGCUAGCUUUUGUCUUUGUAACUUAGAGAGCACAUCGAAUGAUGAUGAGUAUGUUAGGUGUAAACGAAAUACUAUUGGUACCGGAUUGGCAAGGGGAGGCUGCAAUUGGCUUUUUUUCUCUUUGGAAUCGGAAUCAGGCUGGAAUAUUUGCUUAGCAGUGUGCGUUGAGGAGUUUGCUGUAUUUGCGAGUGGGCGCGAGCGAAUGGGAAAAUAAGAGUAGCUCAAUUUCCUAAACAUAUUUAUUUGAAUAUUUUAUUACAAGCGUAGAGAGAAGUUAAUAUUCGUUCCAAAACAGCUAGUAGACUCGAUUAUAAGUAUGGCAGGUUUAGUUUUUUGGCGCCUCUAAAUUGCACAUGCAAUUAUUUGUUGCUCUCCACGGAAGUACACCACAUUAAAUUCAGUUGCUUAAAUUUUCUUGUGUUGAAUUUGUUUAGUAAUAAAAUCGCCAAUCGUUUACGAUUAUUACUCGCAUCGGUAUGCUUAUUUACAAUAUUAUUUAUCAAAAAAUCCGUAACGGAACUGUUUCUACAAUACAUUUUUUACAUCUCGAACCAUAAUUAGGAAGAAUAGAAGUAAAAAUAAAAUAAAAUAAUUAUCCUAUUCAAAGAAUAAUUCGAUUU